CCGCUUUGUAAAUAUCUCAAACUCUUUGGGUUUUCCUUUUCUAAAAACUUUUCUAUUUUCUAAGAAAUUUUUGAUUCAGAAAUGAAUAAAACCCCAGAACAAGAGAAAGUCGAGGUGGAAGCUGCCUUCAAGAAAAUGGAAUCCUACAACCCCACCGAUAAAACGAUUAAGGUCGCCGACUUUGAAAACUUGUUGGUGAAAGCGCUCAACUAUCCGACUACCCCGGAACAAGCCGCCAUUUACAAAAAGAUGUGGGACGGCCCGUUCGGCGGGGUAAUUCCGCUCGACGUCUUUCCCGACAAAUGGGUCGCCCGGGGGGACGACGUGGAAAUGAUGAGAAUCCUGAUUCACGCGAUGGAUCGAGAUAAAAACGGAUUUGUCGACAGCGAAGAAUUGCACACGAUAGCGAACGCUUUAUUCGCGCACAAUCCAAGUUUUCGCAAAACCGAUUACGGCAAGUUUGUCGUGGAAGCGGAUACGAAUCAAGAUGGGAAAGUGAGCAUUGAAGAGGCCGUCGUGUGGUUUGCGAAGGAAGGGGGACGCGCUUGAAGAUUUGGGGAAGUGGGAAUAAUGGAAAAUUUAAAUAUCUAUGAAUCUGCCUCGAAUCUAUUUGCAUGGAGGUUUCAAAUUUGGGAAAUAACAGUUUAGAAUAUUGGGAGAAAUUUAAAUUUAAUGAGUUUUUUGGAGGUGGCAGCAUUUACGAAUUUGCGAGUGGAGAAAAAGCGUAAGGGAGUAGAAUAAAUUUAUAUUUAAAAAUAUAAACAUUAAUUCUCCGGUUUCGUAAUUAAUUUUAAAUAUGUCAUAAACUAUUUAUAACAAUUUCUAACAUUCUUUAAAUUUCAUGAGCCGUUCCGAAAAAUGUCUUCCACAUACA
Molecule: messenger RNA, 874 nt
Organism: Folsomia candida
Lineage: Eukaryota; Metazoa; Arthropoda; Collembola; Entomobryomorpha; Isotomidae
Exons: 2
Coding region: 82-549 (155 amino acids)
Molecular function (GO): calcium ion binding
Source: RefSeq, a predicted model, not a curated record